CCAGGCUGCCGUCCUCCAAACCGUGCUUGAGUAUAAAGAGCAAAGCAGAACUGCAGCCAAGAAACUCUCAAAAGCUGCUUCCAGUGCCUGCUGGGAUUCCAAGGCUGGUUUUAUUCUUCCCCUGCUGGAACUUGCUGCUCCAAAGACAAGAGGGGAGCUGGACUCAGCUAACUACACUGGAGGAUUAAUUACAUUGCCACGGUUUCCAUGUGAUACUGGAUUGAUUUUUUUAAUUUUUUUUUUUUUUUUUUUUUUUUUUGAGCACGAUUGAGCUGGGGUUUUUUUCACCCUCCACUCUUCUCUUUCAUCUUUUUUUUUUUUUUUUUUUUUUUUUUCUGCGCCCCACACAGCGGAGAUGUUGCAAACAGUCUGCGUGAGUCCUGAGCUCCUUGUGAACCAAACCAUGAGUGAAAGUGAAAUCUGUGGCUACAGCCCAGGCCAGGGAUCUCCACUGCCUGGAGAAACUGCCAGUCCCAAGAGCUGCUUCCAGCAGAGCCCAUCUCUGCCAGAUUCUGGAUUAACCGAGCUCAACGUUGCGAGUCCCAAGAUCUACCACCCUCCUCCUCCUCCAUGCAAACCUCCAGGGAUGCCUGCUCCUGCUGACUCUGAACUUAGCUCUGAUCCCCCUCAGAAGCGCUACAUGGGUGUGAGAGUGAAGAUGCCCGUGCGGGAAUUGCUGAGGAAAAUCCGACUUUCCAAAGGCUUGGACCCAGCUCCCGGCAAGGAAGCCUCAUCAGUGAAGAUGGCAACCAAAGGAUCCUCAGGAAAAACAGCAGAGAAGAGGAGAACUCACCCUUAUACAGAGAAACAGCUUAGACAGGGCAAGCAGGGCACCGGGCAAACCCCCAAAGGCUUGGAGGACCUCGACAUCCUGGUGGAGGUGCUGCAGGAGGAUCUGAACAAGAGCCAGCUCAGGGAGGAGCCUCAGCAUCCCGUGCCAGGCGGGUUCUGGCAGGGAUUCUCCACGGAUCUGCGGAGCCGCCGGUGGGAAAGCGCGGGGAGCCAGGAGGCGGCUGGGGGCCUGCAGGGAAAGGAGCACAGCCCGGCAGAGCUUCACCCCGAGUCCUGCUGGAAAGAAUUCCAGCCCCUCCUGCGGGCACAGGCACAGCCUUCCUUCCACGGAGAGCGCGAAAGCAUCCCGAGGUCCGGAAUGUUCUCCGGGACGGGCGACAAAGGGAGCGGCUGGGGGAGGCAGGAUGCUCUCCUGAGCUCCCAGGAAGGUUUUCCGAGGAAUUCUCCAGCCCAGGAAGGUUUCCCAUGGAAUUCUCCAUCCCGGGAAGGUUUUCCGAGGAAUUCUCCAGCCCGGGAAGGUUUUCCGAGGAAUUCUCCAGCUCAGGAAGGUUUCCCAUGGAAUUCUCCAUCCCGGGAAGGUUUCCCAUGGAAUUCUCCAUCCCGGGAAGGUUUUCCGAGGAAUUCUCCAUCCCGGGAAGGUUUCCCAUGGAAUUCUCCAGCCCAGGACACUCCUGCACUCCCCAGCCCUGCAGAGCUGCUGCCGGAAGCUCGCAGGGGCUCUCCAGAUGUGGAGGGACAUUUGAGGCUGCCCCCAAAUUCCUUCACCCAGCAGGACCUCUCUGCCCUCUCCUUCUUCCAGUUCCAGCUGCACAGGGAGGAGAAUUUGCUGAGGAACAUCCCGGAGGAGAAAUUGCUGGCUCCUGAUGAAAAUGGCAACAGGCUGCUGCACAAAGCUGUUGCCCAGGGAAGGAGGGCUCUGACUUUUGCCCUGGCCCAGAGAUUUGCAUCCCUCAACAAGAUCGAUGAGAAGGAUGCAGAGGAAAGGACUGCUUUACAUCUUGCUGCAGAAAAGAACCAGCACCUGAUGGUGAGUGACCUGAUCUCCCUGGGAGCCAAUGUCAACGAGCAGGAUAGAUCUGGGAAAACUCCCCUCCACCUGUGUGCGGAGAAUGGAUACCUGAGGGUCCUGCAGGUCCUGAAAAGCUGCAAGGACGGCGGGGUGCGCGUGGACGUGGAUCUGCCUGACCGCAGCGGUUUCACUGCCCUGCAGCGCGCUGCUCUUGCCCACGCGGUGCUGGGGACAGAAUCCCGGAGCGCAGCCGGGGACAGCAGCGCGGGGAGGCUCCUCCGGCUGCGGGAAGAGCAAAUCCGGGAGGGAAUUCUCUGCCUGCUGCAGAUGGGAGCGGAGCCCCGGCUGCAGGUUCUGAAUUCGUGUCCGACCUCCCCUGCCUGCCCCGGACUGCGGGAGAGAGCAGAGCUCGUGGGUUUGCUCCAGACUCAUAAACGCCAGGAUGUUCUGCAGGAGGUAAGUAGCCUGCCGGAUGCUCCCAGAGCAAUCCCCGCUCCCCCGGCAGCAGAACAUUUACCUGAGCUUUGCUCCUUGCCAUCCUCGGAGCUCCUCCAUGUCCUUCUCAAAGGUAUUUUGUGCUACAAGCGCGGCUCAGGAUUUUUGGGGGUUUUUUGUGACCCGGGGGUGGCUCAGUCCAGUCCCUGCUCUGCCGCCCCACAGAAUCGCUUGGGGUAGAAGAGAAACCCAAAAUCUCUGAGCUCCAACUUCCACAGCCUGGAGCUGAUGGAGAAGAUGCUCAGCACCUCAUCCCAACCUCUGGGUUGGCUCCAGAAUUCUUUUUUUUUUUUUUUUUUUUUUUCUCAUAAGCCUCGCUGCUCACCCAAAGGCAGCCAGAAAAUGGGGGGAUAAAUAACCUGGCCUGGGGAUGGAGCUGACAUUUGCUGCUUUGUUUCCUUGCAGGGAAAUGCUGAGAAUUCUCAUCACCAGCUGCAGGAGAAUAA
Molecule: messenger RNA, 2742 nt
Organism: Cinclus cinclus
Lineage: Eukaryota; Metazoa; Chordata; Aves; Passeriformes; Cinclidae
Product: NF-kappa-B inhibitor zeta-like
Exons: 12
Coding region: 356-2476 (706 amino acids)
Biological process (GO): regulation of gene expression
Cellular component (GO): nucleus
Molecular function (GO): DNA binding; POU domain binding
Source: RefSeq, a predicted model, not a curated record